UCCCAGGGCCUCGAUUCUUCGGAAGAGAAAGAGAGUGUGGGCGGCGGUUCUGGAAGCGAGCCACCCGCGGCGACAAGGCCGGAGAAGACGCCGGCACCAGCCAACCGCCGCCGCAUCGUCAUCAUCUUCGUCUCCAACGCCCGCAUCCUCCUCUACUAAGAGAGUUUGCCAUCAUGCAAAGCCCGAGCAAGUUGUCUGACCCCUCUGUCUCUUCGCCCCCGAAUGUGUUGGGGCUUCAAGGUUGGGCUGACCUCCCAGAUUGCCUGCUUCACUCCAUUGUUGCUCUUUUGGACUCCUUCAUUGAUCUCACCGCGUUUGCUAGCACCUGCCGUUCUUGGCAUGCUGCCUUCUCGGCAUACCCGUCUAAAUCAACCUUCCGCACCAUACUCCCACCUCUCCUCAUCCGACCCAAUGUUCGUGUCCAAGCUCCUGAUCUCCCUUCUACCAACGGCCGUCACAAGGUACGGAUAUGUAAGGUCAUUGAUCUAGCCAACCAGAACAGAGCCCUUCGCUGCCAGAUUCCUCAAGAAACUUUCCAGAAGAUGCAUUUCUGUGGCUCAUCCUAUGGUCAGCUCAUCUGCUGCCGCCGAGGAAAUUGUCUUAUUGUUGAUGUGUUCACUGGUGCUGAGGUUUCACCUCCAGGCCUCCCAUUUAGUGGUGACUCUGAGGAGGAGUUCUACUUUGGUGGCACCCUGACAGCUCCCCUUGCAUCACCCAACUGCCAUCUCCUUGUCAGCACCCAAUCCUCCCUUUUCGAUUGGCCCGUUGGAAGUGACUCUUGGUCUGAACUCAAACUGUCUGAUGCACGGAUCGAUCAGAUUGUGGAAUUCAAUGGUCAUUUCAUCGCCAUGGAUUAUAGUCAGAGGAUCUACACUUUGCAGUUGGCACCCCAGCUUGGCCUGCAGGAGAUAAGAACCAAGUGGUGGGACGACAUGACUGAAUGCCCAUACCUAAGGCCAUGGCUGGUGGUCUGUGGCGACAUGCUUCUCAUUGUUGACCACUACAUAAGCUUCUCAUUUGGAGCACCAGUCACCUAUAAACCCUACCGCCUUGACAUGUCAACCAAACCUGCAAAAUGGGUGGAGGUGAAGAAGCUGAAUAACCGGGCACUCUUUAUAGGUGGUGACGUGAGGAGCCCUCCGUUUUCUUGCUCAAGCCCGGAACGAUGGGGAGGGAGGAGCAACCGUCUGUACUACGCCCAUUACUCUCAGCCCUGGAGUGUGCAUGGGUUUGGCGACGAGGCAGAUGCAGCGUGGGAUGAUUCCACCGACCCUGAUCUUGUGUACAAGAGAAACUGGUACCGCCAGCUGCAGGCCUUCUGGGUGUACCCAAGCAUGUUCUAUUCCAAUGGCCAGUGAUCGUCAGUGUGCAACUACCGAUUUCUGCUCUACCAGCUUGUUCUGAAAAAUAACCUCUUCCAACAGAGAGACUUUUGCAGCUUGAGUAUGUGAUCUUCAUGGUGGCAGGAGUACUGAAGCAUCUGCAGUUAGUUUAAUCCUUCAGUUUCUAGAGCAUUGUAGAAGACGUUUUAUGAUAGACUCAUGCUUUUGCAGUUAGUUCGGCAUUCUGUUUGCUGUUUAAUCCUUUGCACUGUGAUGGAUGGAUGUGUACUGAACCACUUGUUGCUUAUAUAUGUGCUGGAAUUAACAA
Brachypodium distachyon (stiff brome) is the source of this 1650-nucleotide messenger RNA. RefSeq lists its product as uncharacterized. The coding region runs from base 174 to 1358 and encodes 394 amino acids. Gene Ontology annotation, molecular function: protein binding. The transcript has 2 exons. The record is from RefSeq and is a predicted model, not a curated record. Lineage: Eukaryota; Viridiplantae; Streptophyta; Magnoliopsida; Poales; Poaceae.